Ambispora gerdemannii is the source of this 192-nucleotide messenger RNA. The record is from the annotation of a GenBank genome assembly. Lineage: Eukaryota; Fungi; Glomeromycota; Glomeromycetes; Archaeosporales; Ambisporaceae.
UUUUUGCGUACCUCGAGAUUUGCGUCAUCACAGUCGAAAGGACAGAGAACUGAUCAUACUUCUUCCCUGCAACAGACUUCGUUUGUGCAAUUAAUAGGUGUCCUCCCAAAAUCUUUACAUCUAGCUUUGACGAAAUCAGUGGUAAAACGAGGGUUUAACAAAAAUCCGAUUCGUUGGGUACAACUACGUUAA